AUGGAACUGCCAGCCGAUGACAACCGGCUUACCGAGCAACACGACAUCAUCACUUCGAGCCUAGGAUACCACAUCCACCCCACCAUUGUGAAAGCCCUCAACGAAGAAGCUGGUACCCCACCCCACGAAAUACGGAUCGCAGACGUAUCCCAAGGAGGGCAAUUCGAAAACACGGCAAUCCUCCCUGCCACUCUUCUCACAGCGCAACGCACCAGAAUACACUUCGCCCGCCUCCUCGCCACGAGCACCAUUCCCGAUGACUUACGCGGCCAAUUCGACGUCGUCGCCGUACGACUUCUACACACUAAUCUCGUACCGGAUCGCUUCCAAGAAGCCCUAGAUUCCCUCAUCGCGCUGCUCAAACCCGGCGGAUGGCUACAAUGGAUCGACUGGGAUCCCAUGACGGCUCGCAUCGCAACCGUCAAACCCGGCGCAGACGACAUUGUGCUGCGAGAAAUUUUGUCGCGAUUUACUGAAGCGUUGCGCACGAGGAAAUCCGGGUCGACGUAUAAAAUUUCUACGGCGAUGCAGUUGCAGUUGGAAUGUGAGGACUCGGAUAUGUAUGUGGUGACUCCCGAAGUGCGGUUUACGAAGAAUGUGGUCGCGACGGCGUUGUUGUUUUUGGAGAGGAGUGAUGCGUGUACGGCCGAGGAGGCGAGUGUGUUGCGGGGGAAAGUGAAGACGGAGAUUGAGAAUUCGGGAUCUUUGUUGUUUUAUGACUUGUGGUGUCAUAUUGCGAGGAAGCCGAUGGGGUCUUCUUGAUUACAGUCUUCUUUACCACGGAAAGGAAUUUGAGAGUUGCGAUUUUAGCGAGUGUGUUCUAAAUCUCUUGCAUAUCGCGAUUUGACUUCGAUCUGGC
This is a messenger RNA of Sphaerulina musiva SO2202, 859 nucleotides long. RefSeq lists its product as uncharacterized. The record is from RefSeq and is a predicted model, not a curated record. The transcript has a single exon. Lineage: Eukaryota; Fungi; Ascomycota; Dothideomycetes; Mycosphaerellales; Mycosphaerellaceae. The coding region runs from base 1 to 762 and encodes 253 amino acids.